This is a messenger RNA of Alternaria burnsii, 744 nucleotides long. RefSeq lists its product as uncharacterized. Lineage: Eukaryota; Fungi; Ascomycota; Dothideomycetes; Pleosporales; Pleosporaceae. Gene Ontology annotation, molecular function: protein binding. Bases 1 to 744 code for a protein of 247 amino acids. The record is from RefSeq and is a predicted model, not a curated record. The transcript has 2 exons.
AUGGAGCAAAUCACACUCGAAGGUGUACUUUCGCACGCUGUCCUCGAUAACAUCUCAAACUUCUGGUUCCGUCAUCUAGAAUUCGAACACGUCAUCGUUCCUGGCAUCGAAGAUGUAACGCCAUGGUUCUCGCAAAGUGAUGCAUACGAUCAGGAAUGCCUUGACAAGUUCGGUGCUCUGCUGGGGCUGAUAAAACUGAUCCAGCCACGUAGUGCGGAUAUCAUAGCUGCCGCGAAACCAUGCACGCCUUUACACUGGAUCAGUUUGAUCAUACUUCUAGAUCAGCUUCCAAGAAAUUGCUUUAGAGGCGCGAAAACUAGAAUAGUUUUUACGUUGUUUGACAAAUUAGCGCUCGAAGUUGCUACUCAAGCACUCAAACUUGGUAUACCGACAGAGGAACAAGUCCGCUUCGAGUUGGUUUAUCGAUUUUGGUUCUACAUACCAAUGGAGCACUCAGAGAGGCUAGAGGUACAAGAGUCGCUAGCAGAAGCUCAUUCUGACAUGUGGCAUGAUUACGAGAUGCUGCUAGAGGAAUCUGUAGACAGAUGGGAUAGUACCUUGGCGCAAUACCGCGGGGUGCUUGUGAGGCGAAAGGAUAGUUUCGAACAGUUCAGAAGUACUAUGCAGGGUAUCUGUGAGAGUAAGAAGAAUGUAUUGGAUCGUUUUGGGCGAUUUCCUCAGCGCAACGACACUUUGGGUCGACCCUCUACUCUGGAAGAGAUACAGUGGCUGAAAGAAAGUUGA